UUCAGUUCUUGGCUUCUUGUCGUUGAUCAGAUCCGUAUGAAUCACUCAAUUCACGAUGGCAUCUUCACCCGACGAUGCUAGACUACAGAAUGCAAGGGAGACCAUAGAUUCCUUACAUGACCUUUCGCAGCUGCUGCAAACCGGGCUCGACAAGAACACUCUUUCGAUAUGCGUUGGUAUGAUAGAGCAAGGUGCUAAUCCCGAUACUCUCGCGGCCGUCGUGCGGGAGUUGCGUAAGGAGAAGGAGGCGUUAGAUGCUCAAAAGGCAUAGUCCAAUCACGCAGCGGGGUACUGAGCCUCGGAUUCCACUUGUAUGUCAUCGAUGUACACAUAUAGUAACGCCAAAGCAGUCCAGAACUUAUUUGGCACAUGGACUGCGUAGAAUUGUUCGUCAAACAUUACUUGC
Cryptococcus amylolentus CBS 6039 is the source of this 406-nucleotide messenger RNA. Its product is annotated as mitotic-spindle organizing protein 1. Lineage: Eukaryota; Fungi; Basidiomycota; Tremellomycetes; Tremellales; Cryptococcaceae. The coding region runs from base 56 to 271 and encodes 71 amino acids. The transcript is spliced from 4 exons. Gene Ontology annotation, biological process: microtubule nucleation by interphase microtubule organizing center; mitotic spindle assembly; gamma-tubulin complex localization. Gene Ontology annotation, cellular component: interphase microtubule organizing center; spindle; centrosome. The record is from RefSeq and is a predicted model, not a curated record.